UUUUGGUCUUCUGCUUUGUGCUUAAUGUGAAAGUAGUUAUCCUUAGUGUAGAUGUUUCCAAAAGGGGUGCCUUGGGUUCGUUAUUAUGGUAUUUACAAAGAUAUCCAUAUCAAUUUUGUAUGGCCUGGAAAAGAUUCAAAUCUGGGGGUUGAUAGCAUAGGCACAGUUUCUGCAUCUCUUGUGACAUAUGCUGCCAUCCAAGCAUUACAGCCAGAUUUAAUCAUCAAUGCAGGCACUGCUGGUGGCUUUAAGGCAAAAGGUGCAUCUAUUGGUGAUGUAUACCUUGUAAGUGAUGUUGCUUUCCAUGACAGAAGAAUCCCUAUCCCUGUUUUUGAUCUGUAUGGAGUAGGUUUGUUGCAGGCUUACUCAACGCCUAAUCUGCCGAAGGACCUUAACUUAAAGGUUGGCAAAUUGUCUACUGGAGACUCUUUGGACAUGUCCCCUCAGGACGAAGCAACAAUAAUUGCAAAUGAUGCUUCAGUUAAAGAUAUGGAGAUAAUGUUGAAAAACAUCGAGUCAUGGUAUCCCUGCCAUCGAAUGGACAGUGUUAACGGACUUUAGUGUCUUACAGAUUAGAUAUUUAAGCUGAUGCAGUUGAUAUUAUUAAGGGAGCUGCAGUUGCUUAUGUUGCUGAUCUUUUAAAAGUCCCUGCAAUAUUUGUAAAAGCAGUGACUGAUAUUGUGGAUGGUGAUAAGCCAACCGCAGAGGAAUUCCUGCAGAAUUUGGCUGCAGUGACUGCUGCACUUGACCGCGCAAUCACCCAAGUAGUUGCUGUCAUCAAUGGAAAGUCUUUCGCUGAACUCUGAAAUGACUCUUCACUUCAUGAUUAAUCUGGAGAUUUAUGUGAGAAAGGAUAGUGUGUUUUCAAAAAAUAUCAUGUUUAGGGUAAAACAACUAUUACUUCAAGGUAUAUGAUUAAGC
Hevea brasiliensis (rubber tree) is the source of this 921-nucleotide messenger RNA. RefSeq names its product 5'-methylthioadenosine nucleosidase. The record is from RefSeq and is a predicted model, not a curated record. The transcript has 7 exons. Bases 52 to 561 code for a protein of 169 amino acids. Gene Ontology annotation, molecular function: methylthioadenosine nucleosidase activity. NCBI's taxonomy places the organism in Eukaryota, Viridiplantae, Streptophyta, Magnoliopsida, Malpighiales, Euphorbiaceae. Gene Ontology annotation, biological process: nucleoside metabolic process.